Amoebophrya sp. A120 is the source of this 380-nucleotide messenger RNA. The record is from the annotation of a GenBank genome assembly. NCBI's taxonomy places the organism in Eukaryota, Dinophyceae, Syndiniales, Amoebophryaceae.
CCUACGUCGACCUAGUCGCGAACGAGGAGGGCCAGACGCGGGCGAACCAGUUCCGCGUGAAAUUCCCGCCGGCGAACGGGGACGACGUGAUUGGCUACGAGGUGCAGGCACUGUACAGGUCGGGACCAAGGAACUUGAUCGACAACAGUGUGCAGCAAGAGAAUCUCCUGAAGAAAAUCUCCCGGGUCGUCCCCUCGGAAAAAACUCGCGACAUUCCGCUCUCCUGCGACUACAUGCAGGACGUGUACGAGAAGGUUUCCGUCCGCGGGAUUUCUUCCACGACCGGGUACGGCCGCCCGCAGGUGUUUCGAAAUGUUUCCUGCACUUUGAAACCGGAGGUGUACCCGCCGCGGAUCCGGCAUACGAAGCUGAUCAAGAAC